Molecule: messenger RNA, 1398 nt
Organism: Ipomoea nil (Japanese morning glory)
Lineage: Eukaryota; Viridiplantae; Streptophyta; Magnoliopsida; Solanales; Convolvulaceae
Exons: 1
Coding region: 1-1398 (465 amino acids)
Molecular function (GO): nucleic acid binding
Source: RefSeq, a predicted model, not a curated record
AUGAGCAAAGUUAAAAAGGAUAGGGAGGAUGAUCAAGUGAUUAGGUUUCUAGAUGGCUUAAAUGAUGAAUAUGAAACCAUAAAAUCUGGUGCACUUGUUAUGGAUCCCCUGCCUAGUAUGGAGAAAGCUCUGAAUAUGACUUUGAAACUGGAAAGAAAACUCAAUGGUUCCAGUAGCUACAAGACUUCUGAAAUUGUUCAAUCCAAUGCUGUUCAGAACCAAGUUGGGGAUGACCAGAAUGUUGUGGCAAUGACUAGCUCAAAUAAUAAGAAGAAGUUUAAUGGUUAUGGAGGGAAGAAUGUGCCAAAGUGUACAUAUUGUGGAAUGAAUGGUCAUACCAUAGAUAAAUGCUUUAAGAAACAUGGAUACCCCCCUGGAUGGAUACCUGGUUAUAAAUCUAAGUAUAAACAGAACCAAAGCAGUCAGGACAGUCAACAUGGCUUCAAUCCCUCUGUGAAUCAAGUUGCAGAUGUGGGGCUGUCUGCUGACCAGUUUCAGAAGCUGGUAUCUCUCCUGCAAAACCAGAAUCAAGGAAGCCAAGUUAACCAAGCUUCCACCAAUGCUGCCAUCACCAUGAGCAAGACUGGUAUGAGGCAAGAGUUCACCAAUUCAUCUAAUGACACAAAAGAAGGCAGGUUUAUUCCUAACUUUCACAUAAAUGCUGUUUUAAGCUGUGCAAAAAUGUGGAUUCUGGAUUCAGGAGCAACUGAUCACAUCACUUGUUCCUUGGAUUAUAUUGAUAAUUAUCACAAAGUCUUUGGUAUUUUUGUUAAGAUGCCAAAUGGAGAUUCUGUGCAAGUGACACAUAUAGGGGAAAUAAGACUGUUUCCCAAUCUUCUGUUGAAAAAUGUCUUGUGCAUACCCUCUUUUGCUUUUAACAUAAUUUCUGCUAGCAAAUUGACAAAACAAAAUGGAUGUACUCUUGUCAUGAAUGCUGAUUUGUGUGAUAUUCAGGGGCUACAUGGGAUAAUGGAUGGUUUUGCUAGGGCAAAGGAUGGACUCUACCUUCUAAGUCAUCCUCCUGCUAAAAGAAGACAGUGUGUUGACAUUGAUAAAUACUGUAAUAGCUUAUCCUUGCAAAUGUGGCAUAAUAGAUUAGGGCAUUACCCUAUAGACAAGAUUCAUAGUCUGAGUGGAAUAAAGCAGAUUCAGUUUCAUAAGCCUGUUGAUUUUGUAUGUGACACAUGUCAUUUUGCCAAACAAAAGAGAUCAGUUUUUCCUAUUAGUAAUACAAGAGCUGAAAAGUGUUUUGAUUUGAUGCAUUUAGAUGUUUGGGGCCCUUUUGCUGUUGCUUCACUAAAAAGGGAACACUAUUUCCUCACCAUAGUUGAUGAUUACAGCAGGUUUACUUGGAUACACUUGAUGAAAACCAAGUCUGAAGUUAAGCAAUUAUUUUAG